GCGCACCAGCCGCCUAUGAUUACACUCACAGCAGGAGUCGCCGCCACAUUACCACAGAUCCACAGGUGUAGCAUACACGUCUGGAUUAUUAUUUCCCUCCGCGCACUGUGGACUGUCAUAUGAGGAGGAUUUGUGGUCUUGAUGACUUUGGCAAUCCACUUGACCCUAGAGCACUGCAUUUGACCCUCUGCAACCUCACUGUCAGUCCUGAAAUCGAUCUUGCAGCGAGCUGGCCCUCAGCGCUGAAAGAUGAAGACCUGUUUGGUGCUCCUUGUGGCAGUCCUUCCCAUCAUUCAAGCUGUUUGUCCCGAUAAGGAAGCAGACCUUCAGACCUGGACUCCUGGCCACAGCAGAGCUCAUCGUGUCACCAUUGCUUACGGCAGGAAGGUCCUUCUCACCACCUCGGCGACUGUCCACUCCAUAGAGAUCAGGGAUGGAGGAAAGCUUGUUAUUGCAGACACAGGUCGCCCAAUUGUUCUGCGGACUAAGCACAUUCUCAUUGGGAACAAUGGAGAGCUUCACAUUGGCAGUCCGGACUGCCCCUACAAGGGCAACCUCACUAUAUCCCUGUAUGGCAGAGCUGACAAUGCAGAGCCAGAGCACAGCUACUUUGGGCGGAAAUACAUUGGAGUGGGAACAGGGGGGACCCUGGAGAUUCAUGGACAGAGAAAGCUGGCCUGGACCUUCCUGAGCAGAACAAUGCAUCCUGGAGAGGUCAAUGAGGACAGCUACCACUAUGAAAGGGGCUGGGGAGCCAGGGGCAUCUUAGUCCAUGCCAUUCACCCAUCCACAGGGGAGGUGCUCCAUUCUGACAGGUUCGACACAUACAAGAGUAAGGAUGAGAGCCGGCGUCUGGCUCAGUACAUGGACACAGUGCAGGACGGUGUCAUUUUGGCAAUGGUGGUGAACGACGAGGGCUCCACAAACCUGGAAGACACAGCCAGGAAGAACCUGGUGAAGUUAGGCAGUCGGGAAUUCCAUCGUCUUGGCUUCCGUCACCCCUGGAGUUUCAUCACAGUGAAAGGAACCCCAUCGUUGUCUGUAGAGGAUCGAGCGGUUUAUCAAGGAACCAAAUCUUCAUCUGAAGCAAAGAGUUCACGUGUUUUCAGGUCUGGAAAUGGAGAGCACUUCACUGUGAUCGCCACCAGCCAGUGGGUGCAAGAGGCGGAGUGGACCGAAUGGUUUGAUCGGGAUGAUGAGCGCGGAUCGGGUGACUGGGAAAAGCUGGCAGACCUCCACAAGGCCUACCCAGACCGCGCCUGCAGCAGCUCUCUGGGAAUACAGGCAGAGACGCUAGAUGGAGUACCAGCCAAUCAGACAGGAGAGAUAUUCCACAAGAUUGACAAGGACUACGGGUUUGUAUGCCUGAAUAAAGAUCAGCCUGAUGGGAUCUGCCACAACUACAGAGUGCGCUUCCUUUGUGGAAAACUUGUCCGGCCCCAUGCCUCCAUUACCAUAGAAACACAUUCCAACAACAGCAUCCUGGAGUUGGUGGACGAUGCCAGCGGCUGGCAGGCAGGGGACAGGGUGGUGGUGGCCAGCACUGACUACUCCAUGCACCAGGCCGAGGAGUUCACUGUCCUGCCCUGCCCUUCCUGCUCCGCCUCUCAGGUCAAAGUUCAAGGGAAGCCAACCUAUCUCCACAUGGGACAGGAGGUGAAUGGGGUGGACAUGAGGGCCGAGGUGGGUCUGCUGACCCGAAACAUCCUCAUUCGGGGGGAGAUGGAGCCCCAGUGCUAUGCCAGUGAGGCCUGCAAAUUCUUCGACUUUGACACCUUUGGAGGACACAUAAAGGUGGAGCGAGGGUUUAAGGCAGUGCACCUGCAGGGGGCAGAGUUGUUGCACAUGGGACAGCAGUCUAUGGGGCACUACCCCGUGCACUUCCACAUGAACGGUGAUGUGGAUCAGAGAGGGGGCUAUGACCCCCCCACCUAUGUGCGGGACCUAUCCAUCCACCACACCUUCUCUCGCUGUGUGACAAUUCAUUCUUCAAAUGGCCUGCUGGUGAAGGACGUGGUGGGGUACGAUGCUCUCGGUCACUGCUUCUUCCUGGAAGAUGGUCCUGAGGAGAGGAACACAUUUGACCACUGCCUGGGCCUGCUGGUGAAAGCUGGCACACUGCUACCCUCUGACAGGGACAGCAAGAUGUGCCAGGACAUCACCAGUGGUGCCUACCCAGGCUACGUGGCAAACCCCAGGCAGGACUGCAGUGCCACGUCUACAUUUUGGAUGGCCAAUCCCAAUAACAAUCUCAUCGACUGCGCGGCAGCGGGCUCAGAGGAGACGGGGUUCUGGUUCGUUUUCCAUCAUGUUCCUACCGGGCCUUCGGAGGGCAUGUACUCGCCCGGCCGGACAGAGCACACCCCCAUGGGCCACUUUCGCAACAACCGCGCCCACUCCAACUACAGGGCUGGAAUGAUCCUUGACCAGGGAGUGAAGACCACAGAGGCCAGUGUUCGGGACAAGAGGCCCUUUCUGUCCCUCAUCGGGGCCAGGUACGGCCCGCACCAGGAUGCAGACCCCCUCAAACCCAGGGUCCCAGCGCUCGUGCACCACUUGGUGGCAUACAAGAACCAGGACCAUGGGGCUUGGCUGCGGGGUGGGGACGUGUGGCUGGAUGACUGCCAGUUUGCUGAUAAUGGCAUUGGCCUGACUCUCGCUAGUGGAGGGACAUUCCCUGAUGACGAUGGCUCAAGGCAGGAGGUGAAGAACUCUCUGUUUGUGGGGGAGAGUGAAAACCGAGGGAUGGUCGACCCGGAUCACAUGACCUGGGGGCCUGGCGGACCCGACCUGAGUGGCAGGACCCUGCCCAGGGGCCUUAAUUUCCCGAUUCGAGGCAUGCAGAUCUACGACGGCCCCAUUAACGUCCAGAACUGCACGUUCCGCAAAUUUGUGGCUCUUGAUGGACGGCACACUAGCGCCUUCGGCUUCCGCUUGAACAACUCUUGGCAGAGCUGCCCCAACAACAACGUCACCGACAUCACCUUCGAAGAAGUGCCCAUUACCUCGCGGGUGUUUUUUGGGGAGCCGGGGCCCUGGUUUAGCCAGAUGCAGAUGGACGGCGAUAAGACCACCAUCUUCCACGACGUGGACGGGUCAGUGAGCGAGUACCCCGGUGCCUUCCUGGUCAAGGAAGACAACUGGCUGCUCCGCCACCCGGACUGCGUGGACGUGCCCGACUGGCGGGCGGCCAUCUGCAGCGGGCAUUACGCCCAGAUUUACAUUCAGACGCGAGAGCCUGCUAAUCUCAACAUGAGGAUAGUGAAGGAUGAGUAUCCGCAGUACCCGCUGGACCUGCAGGGGGCGCUGGGCAAGAGGAAUCAUUAUCAGCAGUUCCAGCCAGUGGUGAUGCUGGCAAAGAGCUACACUGUGCACUGGGACCAACCUGCACCUGCAGAGGUGGUCAUAUGGCUCAUCAACUUCAACAGGAAGGACUGGAUCACUGUAGGGAUCUGCUACCCCAAAGGGACAACCUUCACCAUCAUCUCAGACAUCCACAACCGGAUCACCAAGCAGACCAAGAAGACUGGAGUCUUCUACAGUACCGAUGAGAGGGAGAAGGUGGAGCAUGCGCAGCUGCCCAGAGGAUACUACUACUGGGACGAGGAGACUGGGCUCCUGUUUGUGAAAGUGCGUGCUCAUGGCGACAGGGAGGAGUUUGCCUUCUGCUCUGUUAACGGCUGUGAGCGAGUGAAGAUCAAAGCCCUGAUCCCUCAGGGCAGCAGCCCGAGUGACUGCAUGGCUGAGGCCUACCCCAAAUACGCAGAGAUGCCCAUCGUGGAUGUGCCCAUGCCAAAAAAGCUGCCAGCCGCCCAAGUGCGCACCACAGAGCACUUCCUGGAGGUUAAGCUGGAGUCCUACAACACACGUUUCUUCCACAUCAAAGAUGAUUAUGCUUAUACAGAGGUGAAUGGGCAGAAGACGUACCAAGCUGAGGAUGGUGUACAGGUGACAGUGAUUGACGGGCAUUCGGGGCAGGUGCUGGAUAGCCAGGUCUUUCGGAACUCCAUCCUCCUGGGAAUCCCAGCUCAGAUCACCAGCUUCAUCUCUGGCCUCAGAGACGAGUCCAUUGUGUUGAUGACCUCAAAAGGACGCCUUGUUACCCGUGGGCCAUGGACUAAAAUACUUGAGUAUCUUGGAGCUGACAAAAGUGUCAAAUUGAAAGAGAAGCUGGUGUUCGUGGGAUUCAAAGGAAGCUUCCAACCAGAGUGGGUACGGCUGGUGACCGAUGAGGAGAGCGUUAAAAUUCAUCAGGUCCUGCCUCUCCCUGUGGUGAAGAAGAUGAAGUUAUGAGGGGCCGAAUGUGGUCGGCCCCCAACCUGGCACUGUUGCCAAAGGAAUUGUGGGAUGCCCAGAACAGCCUGCUGAGUCUGAGAGAAUCAAAACCUGCAUCUGCGACUGCACCUGCACACCUGCGAGACCACGCGGACCGUAGUGAUUAGAGUUUGUUGUGUUUGAACUGUGUUGUUCUUUGGGUAUACUUGACGUCACUGGAAAGGUGAAGCAUUCCCUGUCUGUAUCUUGUCCUGUUGGUGUCCACUUCUAAGGCGUUCCAGAAGAGACUGGAAUCAUGAACGAACUUUGUGAUUAAAUAGCGUGGCGUUUGUCAUGUAAUCGCUUCAUUGCUGAACCUGUGGGCCAUAUGUGGAUGUUGUAAAUGUAAAAGAAAGAAAAUCUGAAGCCUUGUAAUGCAUUGCAGCGAGGGCCGUUUGACCCAGUGUCCAACAUAUUAACCUGGUUCCCUCAGAGAGAAUGCAUUCUGUUGGACUAACUACAGCUAAUCCUGACUUGAAUUGUGUAUUUCAGGUUUGAAUCAAUAAUGCAGUGCCCAAUAUUCUUUUUCAAUUUGAAAAAAAGAAGUAUGCGUUUGCCGAAAUAGCAGGUCUUUUUUCGGAUAUUAGAGUUGUUAGUGUUUUCUAUGUUGAACGUGUUUCUAAAAUUCUUCAGAUUGGUAACAGAGAUAUAUUUUAUACUUAUUUAUUGUAAUGGCACAAUCGAGCAAAUCUAGAAGGGACAUCUUUUGAGCAUUCUGAGUAUAAUAUUCUGCUGUGUUUCUGUCUUAUCUGUAAAACAAACAAAAAGCUUUAAAAAAAUGUACUAUAUUACAGACGUAUGUAGUUCAGCGACAAAUUCAAACUUUGUUUAUGAUCUCAUGAAAUAUAUGUGAAAUAAACAAGACUGGGCAUAAGGCACUCUUCAGCCCCGUUACUUCAGACUGAAAGACUGUUUACAAUAAAAUAAAUAAAGCUCUUUAUUCUCAGUUUUAAUAA
This is a messenger RNA of Anguilla rostrata (American eel), 5270 nucleotides long. RefSeq names its product cell migration-inducing and hyaluronan-binding protein-like. The transcript is spliced from 30 exons. Lineage: Eukaryota; Metazoa; Chordata; Actinopteri; Anguilliformes; Anguillidae. The record is from RefSeq and is a predicted model, not a curated record. Bases 250 to 4293 code for a protein of 1347 amino acids.